GGCGGGCGGCGGCAGGGACCCAGCCGGCCACCAGGGCCGGCGCGGAGCGGGCGCUGGAGAUGCGGGGCCGGACCGCGGCCACCUGAGCCGCCAGCCUAGUCCCGCCUUCAGUGGGGAGGAUGGGCGCCCGGAUGGCUGGGCGCGCGGCAGCGGACCCCCGGGGGCUCCCUGGUCCCUGGCUCUGCCUCCUGGUGGCCCUCGCCCUGGACGUCGUGAGAGUGGGCUGUGACCCAGCUCGCCUGGACCCCACCUAUCUGCCAGCAUCCCUGGAGCUCUUGGAUGCCCCUGAGCACUUUCGUGUGCAGCAGGUGGGCCACUACCCCCCUGCCAACUCCUCUCUGGGCUCCCGAUCUGAGACCUUUUUGAUCCUGCAGCCCUGGCCCAGGGCCCAGCCACUUCUCCGGGCCUCCUACCCGCCUUUUGCCACUCAGCAGGUGGUCCCUCCUCGAGUCACUGAGCUCCACCAACGGCCAGUCCCAUGGGACGUGCGGGCUGUUUCAGUGGAAGCAACUGUGACUCCAGCAGAGCCUCAUGCCCGUGUCCUCUUCCACCUCAAAGGGCAGGAUUGGCCACCGGGGCCUGGCAGCCUGCCCUGUGCCCGGCUGCAUGCCACACACCCUGCAGGCACUGCCCACCGAGCCUGCCGCUUCCAGCCAUCCCUGGGCGCCUGCGUUGUGGAGCUGGAAUUCCCCUUGCAGUGGUUCUUCCAGGGCUCCACCACACGGGCCGAGCUGGCCUACACACUGGAGCCUGCAGCUGAGGGCCCUGGGGGCUGUGGCCUCGGUGGGGAUGAGAACCCUGGGGAGCAGGCCCUCCCUGUGGGUGGAGUGGAGCUGCACCCAGCAGACCCCCCACAGUACCAGGAGGUACCUCUGGAUGAGGCAGUGACUCUACGAGUGCCAGAUGUGCCAGUGCGACCUGGUCAGCUCUUCAGUGCCACCCUCCUGCUUCGGCACAACUUCACAGCCAGUCUCCUGACCCUGAGGAUCAAAGUGAAGAAAGGGCUGCAUGUAACAGCUGCUCGCCCAGCCCAGCCCACUCUCUGGACUGCCAAGCUGGACCGCUUCAAGGGUUCAAAGCACCACAGCACCCUGAUCACCUGUCACCGUGUGGAGCCUACAGGGCCGGACUCCAGCAGUCCCCUUGAACUGUCUGAGUUCCUGUGGGUGGACUUUGUGGUGGAAAAUGGCACUGGUGGGGGUGUGGCAGUCACUCGUCCCGUCACAUGGCAGCUGGAAUACCCAGGCCAGGCCCCCGAAGCUGAGAAGGACAAAAUGGUGUGGGAACUCCUGGUGUCGGAGCGGGACAUAAGAGCCCUUGUCCCACUGGCAAAGGCUGAGGAGCUAGUGAACACAGCACCAUUGACUGGAGUGCCUCAGCGUGUCCCCGUGCGCCUUGUCACUGUGGAUGCUGGAGGAACACUGGUGGAGGUGACAGAGCACAUUGGCUGUGAGUCAGCCAACACGCAGGUCCUGCAGGUAUCUGAGGCCUGCGAUGCCGUAUUUGUGGCUGGUAAGGAGAGCCGAGGUGCCAAGGAAGUGCGUGUAGACUUCUGGUGGCGCCGGCUCCGGGCCUCACUGCAACUGACCGUGUGGGCCCCGCUGCUGCCCUUGCGCAUCGAGCUGACCGACACCACCCUGGAGCAGGUCCGUGGCUGGAGGGUCCCUGGCCCAGCUGAAGGGGCACCUGAGCAUGAGGCUGGGUUGGCAGAGGAGGUGGAGCAGCGCUCCCGCAGCUGCCGCCUGCAGUACCAGCGUGCAGGUGUGCGCUUCCUGGUGCCCUUUGCGGCCCACCCUCUGGACGGUGGCCGCCGUCUCACCCACUUGCUUGGCCCUGACUGGCUGCUAGACGUGACCCACCUUGUGGCACCCCACGCCCAUGUGCAGGACCCACGUGUGGCCUCACUGGAGGGUGGCCUCAUCCUGGUGGGCCGGGAGCCUGGUGUCACCUCCAUAGAGGUGCGUUCCCCGCUGUCUGACUCCAUCCUGGGGGAGCAGGCGCUGGCUGUGACGGAUGACAAGGUCUCAGUGUUGGAGCUGCGAGUGCAGCCGGUGAUGGGCAUCUCACUGGCCGUGAGCCGGGGCACUGCCCACCCUGGGGAGGUCACAGCCACAUGCUGGGCACAGUCAGCCUUCCCGCCCCCCCCACAGGAAAUGACCCUCUCCCUAUGGCUGUCCUUCUCUGACCACACCUUGGCCCCUGCGGAGCUCUACGAUCGCCAUGACCUGGGACUGUCUGUCUCAGCCGAGGAGCCCAGUGCUGUGCUGCGCGAGGAGCAGGGUGCCCAGCUCAGGGUUGUGGUGAGUGGAGCUGGUGCCGAGGGGCUACCUCUGCACGUUGCUCUGCACCCACCUGAGCCCUGCCGCCGAGGCCGACACCGUGUGCCCCUGGCCUCUGGCACCGCCUGGCUUGGGGUGCCCCCUUCCCCCACUGGGGCCCCUGCCUUACCAUCCAGCCCUGCCUGGAGCCCACUAGCUACAGAGGCCAGUGUGGGAGGUGAGCGGCAGGUGGUGGGCAGUGUAGGGGGCAGCGUGGGUGUGAGGGGCAAAUUUGAGCAGGCAGAGGAGGUCGAGAAAGAGGAGACUGAGGCCAGGGAGGAUGAGGAUGAGGAAGAAGAAGAGAUGGUGCCACCUCAGCGUGUCACUGAGCUAGAGCUGGGCAUGUACGCCCUGCUGGGCAUCUUCUGUACGGCCAUCCUCAUCUUCCUGGUCAAUGGCGUGGUCUUCGUGCUUCGCUACCAGCGCAAAGAACCUCCUGACAGUGCCGCUGACCCUACCUCCCCCCAACCCCACAACUGGGUCUGGCUGGGCACUGACCAGGAGGAACUGAGCCGCCAGCUGGACCGGCGGUCCCCUGGGCCACCCAAGGGAGACGGGGGUUGCCCCUGUGAAAGCGGGGCAGGAGGAGAGACCCCAAACCUGGCCCCUGGCCCUCCGGGGGGCACCACCAGCUCCACCAGCACCCUGGCCCGCAAGGAGGCUGGGGGACGGCGGAAGCGCGUAGAGUUUGUGACGUUUGCACCAGCGCCUCCAGCCCAGCCCGCAGGGGCCCCUGCAGUGCAGUCCAUCCUGGUGGCUGGUGAGGAAGACAUCCGCUGGGUGUGUGAGGACAUGGGGCUAAAGGACCCCGAGGAGCUUCGUAACUACAUGGAGAGGAUCCGGGGCAGCUCCUGACCCUCCCCCACCCACACUGACCCAGCAUUGUUGGUCAUCAGCCUGGGCAGCAGGGGCAGAUUGGCGGG
This is a messenger RNA of Castor canadensis (American beaver), 3241 nucleotides long. Lineage: Eukaryota; Metazoa; Chordata; Mammalia; Rodentia; Castoridae. The record is from RefSeq and is a predicted model, not a curated record.